UGACCAUAAUCCCGAGAGAGAGAGAGAGAGAGAGAGAGAGAGAGAGAGAAGGUGAGCGGAAGAAAAGUCCGACUUUCCUCUCUCCUUCCUCCUGAAGAAAACCCACAUAUAUAGAACCCACAACUGGGUCUUAUUUUGCAGCUCACCUCCUCCUCAUUUGAGCUAAACAAAACUCUUCUCUAUAUUCAUCUCUUCACCAAACGAUAGAAACUAACAAGACUUCAACUCAUUAGCUGUCCCUUACUCUUUCCAUCACAAGUACUACCGCUCAUAGGACUUGGGUAUGUGCAAAGGUUCAAAGGGUGAUUCUUUCUCUUCAAAUCCGAUCAUGGAAGACAAAUCUUACAGCCAGAAAGACAAUUUCUUGCAUGAAUGCUCAAUUUUGCUCGAAUUGUCUGCCUCUGAUGAUCUUGCUGGGUUCAAAACUGAGGUUGAACAGAAGGGUUUGGAUAUAGAUGGGGCAAACUAUUGGUAUGGUAAAAGAAUUGGGUCGAAAAAGAUGGGUUUCGAAGAGAGGACACCCCUUAUGAUUGCUGCCAUGUUUGGAAGCACUCAUGUUUUGAAGUAUAUUAUUGAUACUGGCAAGGUCAACGUCAACAGGGGGUGUGGCUCGGAUAAGGUCACUGCCCUUCACUGCGCUGUUGCUGGCUGUGCUGCUUCAUCAGUUGGGAUUGUCAAGCUCUUGCUUGACGCGUCUGCUGAUCCUAACAGUGCUGAUGCUAACGGAAAUAAACCUGGUGAUCUAUUUUCCACUUCAUCCAAGUGUAUGUGCAAUUCAAGGAAGAAGUUGAUUGAGUUGUUGCUAAAAGGCCAAAACUUAAGUGAAGAUGAAGAAGAGAAACUGAUCAUAAUGCCUCAGUUGGCAAAAGAAGGAACUGAAAAGAAAGAGUAUCCUCUUGAUGUGACAUUGCCUGACAUAAACAAUGGAAUAUAUGGCACCGAUGAGUUUAGAAUGUACUCCUUCAAGGUCAAGCCUUGCUCCAGGGCAUACUCUCAUGAUUGGACUGAGUGCCCGUUUGUCCAUCCAGGAGAGAAUGCCAGGAGGAGAGACCCAAUGAAGUACCCUUACAGCUGUGUCCCUUGCCCUGAAUUUCGUAAGGGAACAUGCCAGAAGGGUGAUUCUUGUGAAUAUGCACAUGGUGUUUUUGAGUCAUGGCUUCAUCCUGCCCAGUAUCGAACCCGGCUUUGCAAGGAUGAAACUGGUUGCGCACGAAAAGUUUGUUUCUUUGCACACAAACCUGAGGAACUGCGCCCUGUGUAUGCUUCUACAGGUUCAGCAAUGCCUUCACCGAGGUCGAAUUCUAGUGCAGUGGACAUGACAACUUUGAGCCCGUUGGCCCUUGGAUCAUCACCUUUGCCGUUGCCUGCGACAUCAACUCCACCAAUGUCUCCCUUGGCUGUAGCCUCUUCAUCUCCCAAGAGCGGAGGCUUGUGGCAGAACAAAGUUAGCCAAACCCCACCAGCUUUGCAGCUCCCAGGAAGUAGGCUAAAGACUGCUUUCUGUGCUAGAGAUUUGAAUUUGGAGAUGGAAUUGCUUGGGCUGGAAAGUUACUCAAGCCAACUCCAGCAACAGCAACAGCAACUAAGGGAUGAGAUGUCUUGUCUCUCCUCACCAUCUCACUGGAGCAAUAGGAUUGCGGAUUUGAAACCUACCAACCGUGAUGAUGUUUUUGGAUCUCUCGAUUCUUCUCUAAUGUCGCCGCUGCAGGGAGUUUCAUUAAAUGCUAGCGCACAAACUCAGUUACAGUCUCCUAAUGGGAUGCAGAUCCGCCAGAACAUGAACCAACUUCGUUCAAGCUACCCAGCCGCCAGUCUCUCAUCUUCUCCAGCUAGGAACCCUAUUUCAUAUGGGUUCGAUACAUCUGCCGCAGUGGCAGCUGCUGUAAUGAAUUCAAGGUCCUCUGCAUUUGCAAAGAGGAGCCAGAGUUUCAUUGACCGUGGUGCAGUACCCAACCGUCUUGGCUUCACUGCAGCUGCUAACACUAUAUCCAUGAUGCCCUCCAACCUUCCUGACUGGAGCUCCCCUAAUGGGAAACUGGAUUGGGGCAUUCAAGGAGAUGAACUGAACAAGCUCAAGAAGUCUGCUUCCUUUGGAUUUCGAAGCAACAAUAAUCCUGCUGCGACAACAGCUGCUAACGUGACAGCUUCACAUGUUGGUGAGCCAGAUGUUUCUUGGGUUAAUUCGUUGGUUAAAGAUGCCCCCCCUGCUGGAAGCACAUUUUUUGGUGCUGAGAAGCAAUACAGUCUUGGUAAAGGAGUUCGUGAAUCGCUGCCACCAUGGAUGGAGCAGAUUUACAUAGAACAGGAGCAGAUGGUGGCAUAGACCUCAAUGCUCUUAGCUUAUUAUGCUGACACAAGUGUAUUUAAGUUUAGGAGAAGCAAAGUUGAUGCUAAAGCAAGCUGCAAAUCGAAAGCAAAAAUUACGAGCUGCAAGUAUGCUCAUCAUUGACUGACCAAGUGAGAAUUAGGAUAAAUAUUAGGUGGAACAAGGAGAAAUUUUUUUAAUUAUUUGAUAUCCUCAUUAUUUCUUUUUCUCCCCCUCUGGGAGAGUGUACUUUAUAUUUCAGUACUAUGAAGACAGUUAACGUAUUAUUUUCUCGUA
Messenger RNA from Populus nigra (black poplar), 2602 nucleotides. RefSeq names its product zinc finger CCCH domain-containing protein 29-like. Gene Ontology annotation, molecular function: metal ion binding; protein binding. Bases 284 to 2323 code for a protein of 679 amino acids. The record is from RefSeq and is a predicted model, not a curated record. Lineage: Eukaryota; Viridiplantae; Streptophyta; Magnoliopsida; Malpighiales; Salicaceae. The transcript has 2 exons.